This is a messenger RNA of Nilaparvata lugens (brown planthopper), 5322 nucleotides long. RefSeq lists its product as uncharacterized. The record is from RefSeq and is a predicted model, not a curated record. The transcript is spliced from 5 exons. NCBI's taxonomy places the organism in Eukaryota, Metazoa, Arthropoda, Insecta, Hemiptera, Delphacidae. The coding region runs from base 317 to 760 and encodes 147 amino acids.
UCCGUCGAUCCGUCAUCCAGCGCCUUGCUUGGGUUGUUUGUGUUCCAUUGUUUAUUGUUGAUUGUUCCAUUGUUUGGUUUCCAUUUUUCCAAGUCCAAACUAUUGGUUUCCAAGUCCAAACUAUGGGUUUUGGAAUUCAUUGAACAUAAAGCCAAAUUCAGACAUCGAAGAAGAUUUUUGAUACAUUUACUAUUCUCUCCGACUUGUGGUUUAAUUUCCCAAGCAUUGUUGUGAUGUUUACUCAGAACUGAAAAAUUGUAUCUUGGGUCGGUCACUGGGCUUCGCCUACACUGCUACUUAUUAGCAUUCCUUCAACAUGCUUCUUCAGAUUGUAAUAACACUAAUCCCUUUAAUCAUUUCCACGGAAUCCUUGAGCAAGGGCAGUAGAUGCAGUGAUAAGACUGGAGAAGAAUGGUUUUGUCCUGGGAAAAACUUUCCGAGCCACUUCACAAGAUGCUGCUGGUAUAACACCACUGAGUGUUGUCCUGAAGUUAUUGAAGUGUAUCAGGCAGAAAACAGGACGGUGACAAUUGUUGGAAUGUGUGUCAUAUCAUCAUGCAUAUUGAUUGCUAUCUCAAUAGCUGUGUGCUGCUUCUGGUCCCCUUGUCCUCUCUCAAAUAUGUGCAGUGUUAACUACACAUAUGGCAAUAUUAUUGCUCAAACUAAAGAAGACAGUUUAGAUAUACCAACUGAGAACUGUGAUGGAUCCAGAAACUACACUCCAAUACAUGUCAAAAUGAAGCCUGUUGAGGACGUAUAAUUUGAAACAUGAACCGUCCACUCCAACAAUGAUACCCUGACUUCACACAUUCGAUGCCUGCGAGAAAACUACAACAUUUUACACUUUUUAUCAACGACAACACAUUUGGAUUAACACAUUCAAAGCUUGCAGAUCAAUUUCACCUAGCCACUACGCUUUUGAGACUGCAAAAAGAAGAAACUAGUUCUAGUAUUAAUCCUCAUUUGACGGUAAAUAUUUUUGCUAGUAUUAUCAUGUUUUCCAUUUUUAGACAGGCUUGUAAGUUAUGGGAAUUAUGGCAGUAUUAUUACUACGAUUUUAAGAUUCAGUUUAUCACUCCUUAAUCGCUCAACCAAUGCAAAACUAUUAAUACUACAUCAUUUUAUUUUCAUGACCUGUAGGUCCUCCAAAUUCUACUUGGUGACUUCCAGCUAUUUGUAGAACCAUAACUUGACUUUUACCCUUUUUCUCGAGUUUUUGGUUCUCCUCGACCCUUCAGGACAGAUAACUUGUCCUAGCCCAUGUUCUUCAAUUAUAUUGUUUGCCUUCUUUAUUCAAAGGACUGAGGUGGGGACAGUUUAAAGCUAUAGCAAAGGACUACUAAGGGACUUAGCCUCUUGGAUUAAGGUAGACAAGCAAUUUAUUGAAGACCAUGGACUAGGCCAAACUAUUUGCCCCCUUGGAUUAAUGUAGACAAGCAAUUUAUUGAAGAACAUGGACUAGGCCAAGCUAUUUGCCCCCUUGGACUAAGGUAGACAAGCAAUUUAUUGAAGACCAUGGACUAGGCCAAGCUAUUUGCCCCCUUGGACUAAGGUAGACAAGCAAUUUAUUGAAGAACGUGGACUAGGCCAAGCUAUUUGCCCCCUUGGACUAAGGUAGACAAGCAGUUUAUUGAAGAACAUGGACUAGGCCAAGCUAUUUGCCCCCUUGGAUUAAGGUAGACAAGCAGUUUAUUGAAGAACAUGGACUAGGCCAAGCUAUUUGCCCCCUUGGACUAAGGUAGACAAGCAAUUUAUUGAAGAACAUGGACUAGGCCAAGCUAUUUGCCCCCUUGGAUUAAGUUAGACAAUCAAUUUAUUGAAGACCAUGGACUAGGCCAAGCUAUUUGCCCCCUUGGAUUAAGGUAGACAAGCAAUUUAUUGAAGACCAUGGACUAGGCCAAGCUAUUUGCCCCCUUGGACUAAAGUAGACAAGAAAUUUAUUGAAGACCAUGGACUAGGCCAAGCUAUUUGCCCCCUUGGACUAAGGUAGACAAGCAAUUUAUUGAAGAACAUGGACUAGGCCAAGCUAUUUGCCCCCUUGGAUUAAGGUAGACAAGCAAUUUAUUGAAGAAUAUGUACUAUUUGUCCUGAAUGAUACGAAGAUAACCAACAACCUGAGAAAAAGGGCAAACAAUUGAAAUUUAUCAAAAAUUAGGUGGACGUUAUUAUUUUUCUUCCGAGAGACUAUAAACGGUGUAUAACCAACAUAUUAUGUGGAAUCUGUACAAUUACUACAAUAAUACCGUACAAUUUCACCUAGUACACAAGUGUACUCUCAAAGAAAGUUUCAAAAGCUCGAUUUGAAUGAAUUUGACCAUUUAAAUUUGAAUCAAUAUUAGUUUUGCAUUGUAAGCGUUCCAUGUAUUUUGUUGUAAUUUUUUCUUUUUUAUUUUCCAACUAAAUUCGAUCCAAAUUAGGUUUCCACAAUAUUUACUCUAAAUAAAAAUUAAUUCAAAAAUGAUCAAGAUAGGUUAAUAAACGUACAGUAACAUUACUGACCAUACUUCACUCUUAGAAUAAUAGAUGUGCUUUCUAGCAAUAAGAAAGUCAGUGAGAACUACCCACUUCUGAUUCACAAUAUCAUAUUUUUUGUGUGUUUUGUGUCCAUUUUACAUUUAAAUAUUUUCGCUGUGAUCUUCUUUGAUCUCAUUCCAUUGUACAGCUUCAAUCAAAUUAUUGUGUGCUGCUUUCAUGUAUGUAUGCAUUGAAAUAUUAUCAUAAUUUAUCAUGUAGAUUACAGUGUUAGAAGCUUCAACUUAAUAUUUGUAUGUGUAGGUUACUCAUGAUAUGGUUGUAACAUAAUAUAUGUGUUUGAAGUGUGGAAAUUCAUGAAUAUGCUCAACUUAGCAAUGCGUGAACGCAUGAUACGCGUUCGAACAUAUACGAAUCUUUUCAGAUUCACUCUCAGUCUCAAAGGCUGGUUUGGAAGGAGUCUUUGGAUGAUUUACUUCUACAGGAUGUCUGAUAAGUCACUCCCUAUUUUUAUACAACUAUAAUUUCUUUAUGAACCAAAUUUGUUAGAACAGAGGUUGAUGCCUCAUUUCAAGUCACAUCUUUCUUCUUCUUCUUUUCUACUUCCUCUCUUCCUUCUCGAGGAUUUGAGCUCUUUUCAAUAACAUUUGAAUUCAACUUGGAGUUACUAGUCUUCUCCAAUUUACAAAAUACGGAAUUAUCGAACAUGUUGAUGACGAAACGCAGCAAAAAAUAAUUGCAAUAUGGAUGUCAAUGAAAUUUUUGGUAGCUCGAGAAGCUCAUCACCAAUCUUGAAAGAUGUACUUACGAAUGAGAAUGGGUUAGAGAAUGAGGUUGAAAAGUACAUGGUGAACGAAAAGGAGUCUCGAACUCGCCGUAGGGCAACCAAUGUUUGCACCAGACUUUAGCACUAUGAGAGCACACAGGGCGAGACCUGGCCUGUCCCCGGCUAGCAGCUGGUCAUUGGGCUUGUACGACGCACUCCCCGAAGUUUCGCCAAGUUUCGCAGCUCAAGAAACUCAUCUACUAUCUUGAAGGAUAUAGGUACUUACGAAUAAAAAUUGGAUAGAAAAUGAGGUUGAAAAGUACCAAAAAAUGGCCCUACGGGGAUGUUAGGACUCCUUUUCGUUCGCCAUGUACUUCUCAACCUCAUUCUCUAACCCAUUCUCAUUCGUGAGUACAUCUUUCAAGAUUGGCGACGAGCUUCUCGAGCUGCAAAAUAUUUCAUUGGACAUUUGCAGCCAAUCCAUCAUCAUAAUAUUACUAUUAUUCUAUCUUCGUACUCAAAAAUAAGUUUGGAUAGUAAAAUUCCAUAACCAUUCUCAUCAUUUUGUAGCCUAAAUUAGGAUAGAUAAAUAGCUCUUUGAAUAAAAGUCUUUCGAAAUACCCAUUCCUCAGCAUAUUACAAAAGACGUACUAAGAGCUUUAAUUCAUGUUGUGACUUCACAGCUCCAAAAUUAUUAUGAGUAUGGUAAUGGUAUCCUUUUAAUGUAUAUUAAUUAAUAUUUAUGUUUUCCAGCUUCAUAACUUAUAUCAAUCAUCAAUAUAUUAUAUUCAGUACAAAGAAAAAUAAUUUUAACACUAGUCAUUGUUGAAUAAACGGGCUCCACGCUGCUUGAUUAAUAUUUUGCUUACUCCAUUCCUAUUUUUUUAUUACUGACGCUUAAUACUUUUUAAUUAGUAUAACUUGACAAUUAAUCUAGCUGUUUCCGUUUUUUGUGAGCUAUUCCCAUAUUAUGUUUUCAAUGAUCAUGAUAUUCAAGACGUCUUUUCCGCUAUGAUUGUAUUACAAAUGUAUAAAAUUAAACUUUUUCAUGUAACGUUUCCAUAACUUGAUAUUUUUCAAGUUAUUAUCUGCAUAAAUUAUUAAUCAUUCAAUGUUUUACUCUAUUAUAAUGAAAAUUGUUUCAAAUUCUACUUGUUAAAUUCCAAAGGUACAACUAUGCAACACGCAUUAGGUACUCAUUGCCAUUCAUUAUGCGCUCAAAAAGAUGUAAGCAUAUUUUUAUUGGAAAGUGAUGUGAUAUAUGUAUUGUAAUAAUGUUUUCUUGUACUAGCUAUAACAUUAUUAUUAUUAUCAAGACUGGAAAGUAUUCUAAAGUCUUCACAAACACUCCAUGUAGUAGGUAGCCUAUGUUAUUAAUUUACAAUUCCCAUGAUAUUAUAAAUUAUUUUGUAAUUGUAAGAUUUGAAGAAAUUCAACUAGCUGGCAUAGACUGCUAGAAAACUAGCCAAUGAUAAUCAAGAGACUGCUUUCGUUUUAUUUUGUCAUAGAUACACAUUUUAUUUAUUGUUAUUAGAACAAUCCCACAUUUUUACUGGAAUAUUUAUAGAAUUAUUGCAGUAUUUAUUAUUUUACAUGGCAGCUGUUUUAGUUUCUGCUUUUCAUAUUUUAUCUCUGUUUUCCAUAUUUCAUCGUAGUUAUAUAAUAUUUUUUUAUAUUAUUUUGUGUGGAUUAUUGCAAUUCUUUACCUUGAUGGUUAUCUGAUUCAAUAUUAAAGCAUGUCAAGUCUUUUCACAUGAUAAACUACUCAUAUUCAACAAGUAAGUUAUAAUAGGUUUGUGUAAAAUAAUUUUUCAACUAAAUUGUAACUUAUUGGGUUUUUAUUAAACUCAAAUAUUCUCUUAGAUACUUACAUUUAAUUGCUUAUUAAUUUCAAAUAUAUGACUAGUACUUCAUUUAAAACAUUCCUAGAUGUUCAAAUUUUGUUAUAAUUUAGAUUUUUCAAAUAUAUGAGUGUAACUUUUCAUCAGAAAAUGUGAAUUACUGUAGCUGAACAAACUAUUUUUCUAUUUUUCAUUGCUCUGUAAUAUUUUACAAUUUUCAUUAAAUGCUUGGUAUAAACUUGA